Hylaeus volcanicus is the source of this 3169-nucleotide messenger RNA. RefSeq lists its product as uncharacterized. The coding region runs from base 2371 to 3150 and encodes 259 amino acids. Gene Ontology annotation, molecular function: A2-type glycerophospholipase activity; calcium ion binding. Gene Ontology annotation, biological process: arachidonate secretion; phospholipid metabolic process; lipid catabolic process. The record is from RefSeq and is a predicted model, not a curated record. The transcript has 5 exons. Lineage: Eukaryota; Metazoa; Arthropoda; Insecta; Hymenoptera; Colletidae.
AUAUAUGUCCCAUCGGGCGGCGUGUACCACCGGCGGCUCACGCUCGCGUGCCUAUCAAAUGGCGUGUACCAUCGCGCCGCCCCACAAAUAGCAGCGCCUCGGACGUGAACGCGUUAAUUUCCUUAGAAUUGAUUGGUAAUACGAUUCCGAGAAGUAGCGAACGAUUACGUUGGAAUGAAACGUCACGGUCGGGCAAAUAAUUGUAGAUCGCGGGGUCCAUCGAUUCCGAGAGAACUGUCGCAAUUCAGGAAACGACGCUCGCACCAGGCCCGAACGAUAUUUAACGCGGGUGAAACUAUUUGCAACGUUCAUUUCGCGGUGGGCCAUUGUUCUAUUUGGUUGCGUAUCGAUCGCGCGAAGCUCGAAAUUUCUGACGAUCGUUUUCCUUGCGGUAUUUAUUAGACGGGAGCGGGGAUUUCAUACGGGUAAUUAUUCCACCUAAUCGCUCGCAAUCGUCGCGGACCAUCGAGCGUGUAUAAAUUAAGGAAAAAGGCGGUAAGAAGCGUGUAGAAAGAAAGAAAAAUCGAAGAAAUUAAUCCUCGGUGAUCAAUUCUGCUCGGUUACUCUGGUCUCGAUUGAUUCAACUUUUCCAGAUUUUCAAUCUGUAAUAUACACGCGGAACUUUCUAAUCGCGAGAUUACGAUACUCCCACGAUAUGAAAUUUCAUCUGAUAAAAAUCGGCAACUCUGUAUCAAGCAUGCGUUACACAAGCAUUCAACUACCGCCAGAUGCAGCAAGUCAUCAGAUCCUCUCACUGUAAAUGUCAAACAACGAUUCAAUUCCAUAGAGUCCUGCAAACAUUGUACGAUACUGUUAACCUUUACUUCAUUUCUCAAGAGUGUUUAAAAUCUGGGCGUCCAUCUUGAUCUUAUAUUAUAGAUCAGAUAGGUCUUAUUUGUUGUCUCUAACAAGCUUCCGAAAGAAAAAAAAGCUUGCGCUUUAUUGAGACGGACAGUGGAGCAGUGAGUAGCGUAGCCGAUUACCACGCUGAGAGCUCAGGUUCGAAUCCCGGCUGUUUCACUCCGGUUUUUCUUCAUGGUUGGGUUAAACCCGGUUAACAAAGUAUCGAAAAGUCUAUAUAUGGCAUAUAUAAGGAUAAGCAAUGGAAAAAAAUAAAAGGACAUCAAAAGAAAAAAGAAAAAAGAAAGAACUUGGUGUAAGAUAAGUACGAGAAAAGUGCUAAAACACAAAGCCGAAGUCAAGUAGCUCUCAACAUUCGCUUGUGAUACAAUAAUUAAAAACUCGAACUCGAUAGCUUUCAAAGCGUUUAAAUUAAUGCGGUACCAUGGGAAAAUUGUCCGGGACUCCUUCCUACCAGUAAAUAAAGAAUUAAAUAGAGAGAGCAAACUAAAUAAAUAAAAGACGCGAGUACUGGGAUUACCAGAGAGAUUACCAUGUUUAAGAGAAAUUUGUAACACGGUCAUAAAGGUCUGCCCUGUGCUCUUCGAGAAAAACACGAUCUACUUAAAACCGUGGUCAUAUCUGCAGUUAGAUCUCAUCUGAUGGUAACGAUAGAAACCUACGUGCAACGGAAUCGAGAGUUCCCUUCGUGUAUGCAACCGUUCUCGUGGCCGAAAAGAGAACGAAGAGGAGGCCUGGGAGUCCGAAGCGCGUUGAUAAGGCGCACAACGAUAGGAAGUCGCGGCAACGAGCCGAAGAGGUGGUAUAAUAGGUGAACGCGUCUCUAAUCCCCUUUUCUUCACGGAAAUCGUCGAAAGUGUAACAGUAGGUUUCUCAGAGAGCGCCGGAGCGCCCUGUGGCAGCUCAGAUGAGGAGGAUCGGUCGCGAGAGACACCGGGGGUCAUACAAGUUCAACGGAACAGUGAAUCGGGGGUCGAGCGUGUUCAUGGUGGAAGGAGAAAUACUAGAGGGAACCAUUGGACCAGGUACAUUUGAUUAGUCGGGUCAGUGCUCGUUUCGCUCGCCUGCUGCACACCGGAGCUAUCCUGUGGAAACAGGACUCCGAAAGACAGAGAUUCUUCUACAGUGACAAGUGCUACUGCGACCAACGAAGAAAAAUGCGACAUAUAUUCGAAAUAACUAAAACUACGUACGAUUACACGAUCUACGCAAAUUGAUAUACAACAAAUCAACUGAAUCCGAGGAAUCGAUUGUUUAAUUGAAUCGUGAUCUUUUUUAGUCGCGAUCUGUAAGAAUCUGAACGGAAAAAUUUUAAUUUAAACGCGCCAGAACAUCGUUACGACAUGUGAGACUUCAAAGCUAAUUCGAUGAACCGAUUGUCCGUGAUCCACGAUCGACGAGCCUCGAUGGAUCCUUCCGUCGAUCAUUCUGUACGAGAACUCUCAACUCGUACCAUUUCGAACGCAGUUCGGAACCAUUCGUAGCUGACAUGACAUUAGAACUUAUUCGAUGAAUCUCGAAAGGAUAUAUCAUUGGUCUAGGAUGCCUCGUGCGAAACAUCGAUGGAGAUUCUUCGUCUUGUCGCAUGUGAUACUCUUGACAUUGUCUUGUUGCAAUUCUCGUGCUAGGAAUACAGUAAGUGUCCCGAGGUUGAUUAAAAGUAGCAGAGUGUAUGAAUUAAACAAUGACGAGACAUCCAAUGAAUGGCAGGAAGGAAAUCUUCGCGUAGGGCGAAGUAGAGAACCAUGGGAUUCCGUGUCUAUGGAAGAACAGAAGGAAAAUGUAUACAUACGCGAGCUCCCAUCUGUUAAUUUUACGUACAACGAAACGAAGGGUAAUCAGUUAUUAACGCACAACGAAGCGACUUUAUCUCAUAAAAGGUUUAAAAGGGGUGUGAUACAUCUCUACAACAUGGUAGUUUGUGCUACCGGAUGCAAUCCUUUAGCUUAUAAAGGAUACGGGUGUUACUGUGGUUUUCUGGGCUCUGGAUACGUCAUAGAUGGGAUAGAUAGGUGUUGCAAAAUGCACGACUGGUGCUACGAUGCUACUGAUUGCCCAAUGUUUUCAGAGUACUUUGUACCGUAUUAUUGGAGAUGUUACCACGGUUAUAAGCCCGUAUGCGCCGUUGAACACGGGAAUUGGGGGGGAUCUGGAUCGUGCGCUCAACGAUUAUGCGAAUGCGAUCGAACGUUCGCCGAAUGUUUAAAACGCUACCCUUGCCCGACGACCAAAGCUGUGUGCACCUCGUCGCCUUGGAGACUGGUACAAAAUCUUUUUAUGGUCAUGUAAUUACUGGCAUGACGGAAUC